Messenger RNA from Onychomys torridus (southern grasshopper mouse), 718 nucleotides. It is a transcript of the gene Lyzl4, whose product is annotated as lysozyme like 4. Gene Ontology annotation, cellular component: acrosomal vesicle; sperm flagellum. Gene Ontology annotation, molecular function: lysozyme activity. The record is from RefSeq and is a predicted model, not a curated record. Bases 71 to 718 code for a protein of 215 amino acids. NCBI's taxonomy places the organism in Eukaryota, Metazoa, Chordata, Mammalia, Rodentia, Cricetidae. Gene Ontology annotation, biological process: fusion of sperm to egg plasma membrane involved in single fertilization. The transcript is spliced from 5 exons.
UCUUCUCCGUCCGUCUUCCUUGAACUCUGCUUAAGAGGAAGGACUGCAUCGAAAGGCCUGCACUGGAGCAAUGUCCUGGCACCAGACACCUGCUGAUCAGGAACCUAGGGCCGAGGACCAGGGUGUGUGUGCCGCUCGCUUCUUCAGAGGACAUGAAGCCAUCGGUGCCCCACUGGCACCUGGACACGUGGGACUGUGUCCUUGUGACCUUGGAAGGAGCUACCUGAGACUGUCCAUUCAGCUGGCACCCCCAUCCCUGAGCCACCAGAGUGUGGAGAAGAUGCAGACACACCUCGUGCUUCUGCUCAUCGGCUCCUUCCUGACUCCGAUUGGUGCUUCCAUCUUGGGGCGCUGUGUAGUGGCUAAGAGGCUCCACGAUGGAGGCUUGGAUUACUUUGAGGGCUACAGCCUUGAAAACUGGGUGUGCCUGGCUUAUUUUGAGAGCAAGUUCAACCCCUCUGCUGUCUACGAGAACUCACAAUGUGGCUACACUGGCUAUGGCCUCUUUCAGAUCCGAGACAAUGAGUGGUGUGACCAUGGCAAGAACCUCUGCAGAGUGUCCUGCACUGCUUUACUGAAUCCAAACUUAAAGGAUACAAUUGAAUGUGUCAAGAAAAUUGUGAAAGGCAAACAAGGAAUGGGAGCAUGGCCCACCUGGUCCAGGAACUGCCAUCUGUCGGACACCCUAGAAAGGUGGCUGGAUGGUUGUGAUUUGUAG